UCGCGAGAAUUCACGCGCUCAAUUAAACGUCAGCUUCGGAACAACGUGAAUAGUGUACGUUUCAAGUCGAGCCAAUUUCUUAUUAGUUUUGGAGCUCUUUGGACUCGACGAGUUUGGUUCCCGAAGCCCGAGAAGCCCAUGCACAACACGGUUGUGUUCUGCGCGGGUAAAUAAAUACACGAUCGGGAUUUGUGCUGCUUCAUACACGCCUGCUAAGCUAAGGUGUAGCAAUACGCCACGGAGAGCAUUUUCGAAUUUUUGUCCUCGUUUGUGGAAACGGGCCAUGGUUUUGUUGAAGAACCUGCGACCUCCUACUGAAGGAGUUCGGCUCCAGCAGGCUGACACAGCGGCCGUCCUGGACGGACAGAAGCUCGGCAAUGGGACGCUCUAUGUCGCCGAAACGCGUCUGUCGUGGUUUGAUGGCGCGGGGUUGGGUUUCAGUUUGGAGUACCCUACCAUCGGCUUGCACGCCAUCUCCAGAGAUGUCAGCGCCUACCCCCAAGAACAUCUCUACGUCAUGGUCAACGGAAAACUCAGCGAGGAGAAUGAGGCAGAAAUGACGGAGAAGCCGGCGGAUGAGGAGGAUGACGGAGUGGGUAGUGAGGAAGAUGAUGAUGAUGAUGGUGGAGGAGAUGAAGAGGAAGGAGGUAUCACAGAGGUUCGAUUUGUGCCCGGUGACAAAGCAGCAUUGGAGUCAAUGUUUGCGGCUAUGUGCGAGUGUCAGGCGCUGCAUCCUGACCCUGAAGACGAAGACGACUCCGACAACGACUUUGAGGGAGAAGAGUACGAUGUGGAGGAGGCCGAGGCUGAGCACGGCCAUGCCGACAUCCCAACUUUCUACACGUGUGACGAGGGUCUGUCUGCACUGACCCAGGAGGGCCAGGCCACACUUGAGAGGCUGGAGGGCAUGUUGGCGCACAGCGUGGCGCAGAGAUACCACAUGGGCGGCGUACGCACCGAGCAGGGAGACUCACGCUUCGAAGAUGGCAUGGAGGUGGAUGGAAACGCAGAGGCAGGGCAGUUUGAGGAUGCAGACGUUGACCACUGAUGGACCACAAGUGCAUCAUGGGAGCCGCACUUCUUCAUGGCAUUCUGAUCAGUUCGUGGUUCUCCCAAGCACUUCCUGUUUGUCGCGUCAGUAAUUCCAACCCGUGUUGUUGUUGUGAACCAACCUAGUUUGUUGCCUGUUUAACUUACUUUCUGUAUGUAAACAAAUGUAACAGUGUGGCAUCCUUCUUAGUCGAUUACCAAUAAAAUAUGAAUUUUUCUAUAAA
This is a messenger RNA of Hippocampus zosterae (dwarf seahorse), 1274 nucleotides long. It is a transcript of the gene clns1a, whose product is annotated as chloride channel, nucleotide-sensitive, 1A. The record is from RefSeq and is a predicted model, not a curated record. The coding region runs from base 284 to 1048 and encodes 254 amino acids. The transcript is spliced from 8 exons. Gene Ontology annotation, biological process: cell volume homeostasis; spliceosomal snRNP assembly; mRNA cis splicing, via spliceosome. NCBI's taxonomy places the organism in Eukaryota, Metazoa, Chordata, Actinopteri, Syngnathiformes, Syngnathidae. Gene Ontology annotation, cellular component: spliceosomal complex; methylosome; plasma membrane.